Molecule: messenger RNA, 2592 nt
Organism: Papaver somniferum (opium poppy)
Lineage: Eukaryota; Viridiplantae; Streptophyta; Magnoliopsida; Ranunculales; Papaveraceae
Product: wall-associated receptor kinase 5-like
Exons: 3
Coding region: 1-2346 (781 amino acids)
Biological process (GO): cell surface receptor signaling pathway; protein phosphorylation
Cellular component (GO): plasma membrane
Molecular function (GO): polysaccharide binding; ATP binding; protein serine/threonine kinase activity
Source: RefSeq, a predicted model, not a curated record
AUGGCUUCAUUACAUGUUCUUCUCAAGUACUUUCACUGUCUUGUUUUGUUACUAUGUUUGCAAUUAGCUUCUGCAGAAAUAAUGAGCAAUAGUACUUCCGGAGUAAUAGCAAAGCCUGAUUGCCAAGAUCGGUGUGGGAACAUCAGAAUACCCUAUCCAUUUGGUAUCGGUCGUCGUGGUUGUUUCGUUAACGAAUUUUUCAAACUAACAUGCAACAACAGUGUACCUAUGAUCGGUACUUUAAAGGUCACAAAUAUAUCGGUAGAUGAUGGUCAGAUGACAGUGGAAAGCAUUAUAGCCAGAACUUGUAACUCUGAAAUAUAUACAGUCACUACCCAUUUGAGAACAUUCACCGUGUCUGCUACAAAAAACAAAUUGAUAUCUAUUGGUUGUGACACCAUGGCGGGAAUAGAUGAUUAUCCACGGAUUGGUUAUGAGUGUUCGAACUGUAAUUCAACAAAAAAUGUCACCAGUAACGGGGCUUGCGAUGGUAUGGGUUGUUGUGAGACCUCCAUCCCACCUCAACUAUCGAGUUAUGAUGUGUCAGUGGUAAGAGUCGGUAUGAAUUCGAGCUAUGAUAAUCCAUGUAGUUAUGCUUUUAUAGCUGAAAAAAGUUCGUUUCAGUUUUCUCCGUCAUAUCUCCAGGAUUUCAAAAACAAAGGAACUGGAGUUGUCCCGGUGGUGGUUGAUUGGACGAUUGGUUUUGUGACAUGCGAUAUAGCAGCAACCAAUAAGACAAGCUAUGCUUGUGGACCCAAUACUUUAUGUGAAUCAUGCAAUGUUAAUGCUCAAGGUUAUAGAUGCAAGUGUAAACCAGGCUUUGAAGGAAAUCCUUAUCUUAGCAAUAGUACUGAUGGUCAUUGCAAAGAUAUUAAUGAAUGCGAUAACAGAAACCUGAUACAUGAUGAUGAGCGAUGCGGAAGACCAGAAAGUAUUUGCAUUAAUACGGAAGGGGGGUACAAUUGUCCUUGCAAAGAAGGAUUCAAAGAAUAUGGCACGAAGUGCAUUCUUGACAAGAGGGACGAAAUGCAUACGGAAGCGGGGUACCAUGACAAGAUUGCUGCUGGUGCGUGCUCGGGCCUAAUUGUAUGUCUUGUGAUUAGCUUUUGGUUGUAUUGGGGAUAUAGGAAAAGAAAACACAUGCAAAUUAGGGAGGCAUUCUUCAAGCAAAAUGGUGGUUUGAUUUUAAAUCGACUCCUUGACGAACGGGAAGAGGAUAUCGAGUCUAGUCGAAAUGCAAGAGGAGGUAAAAAGCACCGGUCAAUUGCUACAAUAUACACCGAGAAAGAGCUAAGCAAGGCGACUGAUAACUAUCACGAAGGUCAAAUUCUUGGACGAGGAGGCUUUGGCACGGUGUAUAAAGGAAUUUUAUCAAACGGAACGGUGGUUGCAAUUAAGAAGACAAAAAUUGUCGAUACCAACCAAAAUGAUCAAUUCAUAAACGAAAUUGCCGUCCUCUCACAAAUCAAUCACAAAAAUGUGGUGCAGCUGUUGGGUUGUUGUCUGGAGAGCGAGGUUCCGUUACUAGUUUAUGAAUACAUAACUAAUGGGACGCUUCACCAACAUUUACACGAAGAUCGUGAGAACCAGACUGCGUCCUCUACUCUCUCAUGGGAAAGUCGUUUAAGGAUUGCCUUGGAAAUUGCAGGCGCAUUAGCUUAUCUGCACUCUGAAGCUUCCAUACCCAUAAUCCACAGAGAUGUCAAGUCUAGUAAUGUACUUCUAGACGAUGAUUACAAAGCAAAAGUUUCGGAUUUCGGUGCUUCAAGGCUAAAUCCUACGGAUGAAGCUCAGCUAAGUACAGUAGUUCAAGGUACUUUUGGGUACUUAGACCCGGAAUACAUGUUGUCAAACCAGCUAACUGACAAGAGUGAUGUGUAUAGCUUCGGCGUAUUGCUAGUGGAAUUGCUAACAGGUAAAAUAGUAUUUUCUCCAAAAAGAGUUGAAGAGGAAAGAAAUCUUGCAAAUUAUUUCCUCUCUUCGAUGAAAACCAACAGGUUGUUCGUGAUUCUCGACAAUAAUCUGGUGACGUAUUACAACGACCAGAUCAGUAGUGUACAUGGGCACCAACAGAUCCAACAAACGGCUGAACUCGCGACUAAGUGCUUAAGAAUGAAGGGAGAGAAUAGACCUACAAUGAAAGAAGUAGCCAUGGUGUUACAUGGAUUGACGAUGAUAACUUCUAGUCAACCUGGUGUCUUGGAUGAUGACUAUAUGUUUACAAACACAACCAAAGAAGAACGUAUGCUCUUAUCAGAAUCAGCGAAGCUAAUAUACACAGAUAGCAUUACAGCUGUUGGUGAUAGCAGCAAGGGAAUGUUGGCCUUAGAAACCGAGGGACGUUAAUUAAUGGAUUAUCCUACAAACUUAUCCUGCUGCGCAUUGAACAGUAUCAUUUUUCUUGGUUGGCAUCCUAAUAAAAGUUACUCUGGAAUAAAGUAUGUGGUGUUCUUAUUGAUACAGUAAAUAAAUCAAAGGUUCGAGUAGGUUCCCUGUCUAGUCUUUUUUUGUUCUUUGUUUUUUGUAAUCCGUAUUGUUAAUGGUUGUAAUUUUUUACCUCCCUAAAUUCUGUGAAUGGUUGUCUAUCCUUAU